GAUAUCUAAGCUUAUUGUCGAUUGAUUGCUUGUACAGACGGACGAAUGGACAGGCGAUUUCGUUUCGUUUAGUUUCAGGUGGCUUUGCGACGUUCAUUUCGCUCAGUGUGUAAUAUAAGCUUACGAAACCUUCAAUGCAUUUUUAAUUUCCCACAAAUUGCUUUAAUAUUCGAAGAAUCUUAUUGCAUGCAGCAGGUUCGCAAUCGAAUAACCAUAGUGUGAAAGUUAUUCUUCUCCUCGACGCCUAGAGACCCACUCCUAAAGCGAAACGGUGCGCCAUGUCGAACCUAGUCGAUAACAUAUACGGGUUUUUAACAGCGCCUGGUGAUCGGAAUCUAUCCGGUAUCCGCUAUAUGCCCUACCAUGCCGCCUUGCUGCCAUAUCUGCUGACCAGCAUUUUCUACGUGUUGUUCGUGUUCAAAAUCGGGCCAGCGCUUAUGAAAAAUCGCCAGCCUUACAAUCUGACUUCGGUGUUACGUUACUAUAAUAUUGGACAAAUCAUUUACAAUGCCAUCAUGUCAGGCUUGGCCUUUUACUUGUAUGUGAUAAAACGUCCGAUGCCCAUCACUUGCAUCAGUGUACUGCCCACCGGUCAUCCGCUGAAGAACAUUGAAGGAAUCGUUAGUGCGAUGUAUGUGUUCAAUAAGUUCCUCGAUUACUUUGACACAAUAUUCUUUGUGCUCCGCAAGAGCUACAAGCAAAUCACAUUUCUGCACGUCUAUCAUCACAUCAUGAUGUCAUCGCUGGGCUUGGUCUACAUCAGGUAUUUGGGUGGCGGUGGCCACGCGGCCACAGUUGGCAUUUUGAAUUCCUUUGUACACGUGGUCAUGUAUGCCUAUUAUCUGGCGAGUGCGACGAAUCCGGAAAUGAAGAACUCGCUGUGGUGGAAGAAGUAUGUAACCAAGCUGCAGCUCGUCCAGUUCGUGCUGUUAUUGAUUCACCAGAUGUGGCCGUUGGUGGUGCAAACGGAUUGCCCGUAUCCGAAGGCACUUUUGGUGUGUGCGUCUUUGCAAGCUGUUCUCAUGAUUUACCUAUUUAGUAGCUUUUAUUAUAAAACGUACAUCAGAAAUCCGAAAACGAAAGACACACCGCUUAAAGCGCAGGAAGCGAAGAGGCGUUAAAUGUAAUUAAUUGUUUAUUUAGAUGUAAUAGUUAUGACUAUGCUUAGCUAAAUACACUUUAAAUCUUUGAAAUGUAAUACAAAUUAUGAGAAAAACGUA
Messenger RNA from Zeugodacus cucurbitae (melon fly), 1220 nucleotides. Its product is annotated as elongation of very long chain fatty acids protein F. The transcript has 3 exons. The record is from RefSeq and is a predicted model, not a curated record. Bases 279 to 1121 code for a protein of 280 amino acids. Gene Ontology annotation, molecular function: fatty acid elongase activity. Gene Ontology annotation, biological process: fatty acid elongation, polyunsaturated fatty acid; very long-chain fatty acid biosynthetic process; sphingolipid biosynthetic process. NCBI's taxonomy places the organism in Eukaryota, Metazoa, Arthropoda, Insecta, Diptera, Tephritidae. Gene Ontology annotation, cellular component: endoplasmic reticulum membrane.